Molecule: messenger RNA, 983 nt
Organism: Notolabrus celidotus (New Zealand spotty)
Lineage: Eukaryota; Metazoa; Chordata; Actinopteri; Labriformes; Labridae
Gene: ift22
Product: intraflagellar transport 22 homolog (Chlamydomonas)
Exons: 5
Coding region: 245-805 (186 amino acids)
Biological process (GO): intracellular protein transport
Cellular component (GO): endomembrane system
Molecular function (GO): GTPase activity
Source: RefSeq, a predicted model, not a curated record
GUGUGGUGGAAACCAUAGAAACAAACAGGAAGUUUACUGCCAGAGUACCUGGGACUCUUUUCAAGCGACAGUAGAAGAUUAUUAACAUCAUGUACACACAUUAUAGGACGGAAAUCAACUCCAGUAUGAACAUGUGAAGAUAUCUAUUCAUCGUUUCUUAAUUUGUUUGGUGGCGUCACUUCCCAUUGCCGGAGCGUCUUAUUCGAAGCUAACUUAGCUAAUGCUCGUCUUCUGUUGAGUGGAGAUGUUCAAAGCAAAAAUACUCUUCAUUGGUCCCAAUGAGAGUGGGAAAACAAUUCUUGCAAAUUUCCUCGCAGAGACAUCAGAAUAUACAGGAGGUGAAUACAGUCCUACCCAAGGAGUGAGGAUACUGGAAUUUGAAUCUCCGUCUGAAGGUAGUGGAGACAACGGGCAAUGCGAGGUUGAACUCUGGGACUGUUCAGGAGACUUCAAACUUGAAUCCUGCUGGCCAGCACUGAUGAAGGACUCCAGCGGUGUUGUGAUCGUUUUUAAUCCAGAUGUUCCAAGUCACCUCAAGGAAAUAGAGACGUGGCAUUCAAUGUUUAUCUCCUCUCAAAGUCUGCAGGACAACCAGUGUCUUCUUAUUGCUCACCACAAACCUGGCAGCGAAGUAGAAGACGGACGGCUGCCUUUAGCCUCACAUUUGAGCAGACUGCCGCUUAUUCACUCCAACCUGGAGGACGAACCUGAGGAUGUGAAGCUAGCUUUCCAAAGAUACUUGGGAAAUGUUGUCAAUGCGAUGUCAGAAAGUCGAGAGCGAGAAGAGAUGUCUAUAAUUACAUAGCAGCAGAGUGGUAUUCACGAGUAAGUUCUACUUCUUAGUACUUUAUCGUUGGUGUCACUCAGCUUUGUAUGACAACUUCCAAACUUUUCUCAUAGUUCCCUGAAGUACUUUUGAUUUGUUUUGUUUUCUGAAAGUCUUUGUAUCUAAAUAAAAUAUGAACUCACAGUGGAAAAGAAUA